AUGACAGCGGAUUCGGAGCCGAAAAAAGCGAAGCUCGAUCCAUCGCUCCUAUAUUCGUCGGCAGCCGGUUUCUACAAUCCGCUAGCCGCCGCCGCCGCCGCCGCCACGUCACAACCGCAAACCACCGCGCAAUUCUUGACCGGAACUCCGUUGACACAAAUUCAGGGAUUUCAGCUGUCGACGUUGCCGAAUUGUAAUACAUCGCAAGCGAAUUCGGCGCCCCGAUCGAAAGUUGUUCAUGUUCGAAAUAUUCCGCCGGAUUUGGUUGAUGUUGAAUUGAUUCAAUUGUGUGUUCAGUAUGGAACUAUGUCGAAUUAUAUGAUGUUGAAGGGGAAGAGUCAGGUAUGCAAUUUUGGAGAGAGUUAGGCUAAGUUCAGAAGGGUCUCCUGAAGCUACUGUAUGCGAAAAAACCCUGCCGCAAAGUUACAGAAAGGGGCGGAGCCUAGGCUUGUUCAGUAUCAAAUUCAAGAUUUUUCAAAACUAUGCCGCAAAAUUGCAAAACGGUUUUUUGAGCGCUGAAAAUCCACGUGGCAAUUCAGUUCUAAAUUUUUUUCUGUGAACUUUUACGCUUGAAAUUCACGUGGUAACCGAAUUCUACUGAUUUUUUCGGCUUUUGGAAUUUUUCAAGAAUCUUAGAAAUCCACGUGGCUAUUAACCUUUAGGCUUCAGAAAAUCCUGAUCUCAACCCCGAAUUUUUCAAAAAAAAAAAUUCAAAAAUCUAUACUUAUAGCUGAAAUUUAGAAUUCACCCUAUUUUUUUUUGAAAAUCGAUUUUCAGAGCGAGAAAUUUGAAUUUUCAAAAAAUUAAUUUUCAAUUUGACUCAGUGCAUCUAGAGCCACGUGGAUUUAGAGCGAAAUUUCGAAAAUUCAAAUUUUGUAUUUUUGAGAAGCCUCAAAUUCAUAACUCAUUAUCGAAAAUUUCAGAUCAUGAUUUUCUGAUAUUCAAUUUUUGAAACGUAUUUUUCUCGGGGAUAAAAAUUAAAAAAAUUUGAUAGUUGAAAACCGUAGGGGCUCCGCCCACUUUUUUGCAGUUUUGCGGCAUGGUUUUUGAGCAGAAAAAAAGAUAUUUCAAAACCCUGCCGCAAAAUUGAAAAAAGGGGCGAGGCUUAGGCGUGUUUAGUAUCAAAUUGAAGAUUUUUUUCCAGGCUUUCGUGGAAUUCGAAGAUGAAAACAGCGCUUCCGCGUUCGUUUCCGCAAUGACGGCAGUUCCGAUUCAAAUCCGCGGCCGAACAGUUUUUGCGCAAUUCAGCACACAUCGAGAGCUGAAGUUUGACAAAAAGUCGUGUGGAAUUACGGUGGCUUCAAGUGAAUGCGGAGAUUCCGAGGUUAGUUUUUGGGAAAAAUUUCUGACCUCAUUUUUGAGCUCUUGGCUCACAGCCUCAAAUUUGUAUGGUCCACCAAAAAUCCACCAAAAAAAAACUCUACCAAAAAAAAAUUCAAGUGUCCACUUAAUUUUUCGUUUUUUUCCGCACACGCCGCGUAAAAAAUCGCAAAACGCGGAUGAAUAAUUCAGAAUUUUCUCAUUUUUUUGCUGCUUGUUUACCUCUCCUCCAGAAAAACUCUUGUGUGUUUUUUUGUUUGGAAAAUUUUUUGGAACCCCUGAAAAUUCUAAAAAAAAAUUUUAAUUUAAUUUUUUUUUGAAAAAAAAAAAUUAAAUUUUUCUAUCCUGAAAUUUGACAUUGUCAUCGAAAAUUUCUAGGAAAAAAUUCAAUAAAAAUUUUUUUUUCAAAUUUUUGAACAUUCUUGGAACCCCUGAAAAUUCCAAAAAUUAUUUGAAUUUGAUUUUUUUUGUUAAAAAAUUUUUGGAUUCCACAAUAAUAAAUUUUUUAUAAAUAUAAUUUUUCAAAACUUUUUUAAAAUUUGAAAUUUCCCCCUGAAAAUUCCAAAAAUAAAAUUUUCCAGUACUGA
This is a messenger RNA of Caenorhabditis angaria, 1907 nucleotides long. NCBI's taxonomy places the organism in Eukaryota, Metazoa, Nematoda, Chromadorea, Rhabditida, Rhabditidae. The record is from the annotation of a GenBank genome assembly.